AUCAAAGUAUCAGGAUCAACAGUCACCAUGGUCGUUUAAACCUAGCUUAACCGUUGCCUAGCAACGCCUGACGUUUAGUUAAUUUGACAGUUCAUAAACAAUCCCUAAACAAAUUCGCGGGAUAUACAAAAGCGUUUUAAAUAUUUUUAAACAUAUUUUAAUAUAGUUAAAUAAUUUUAAUUAUAUUUAGAUAUGGCUGAAGAAGAAAAGAAGAAGGAAGAUGAUUCAAAGAAAGUAAUUCACACUUAUCCACUUGUAAGGCAUUCCGAUAUGCCGGAAGAACAACGUAUUGAAUCUGUGGAAUUAGUUGUUACUGCAUGUGAAAAACAUUCAUCAAAUAAUGAGGCAGCUGCAAAAAUGAUCAAAGAAGAGAUGGAUAAGAAACUCGGCCCUCCAUUUCAUGUGGUUGUUGGGGAAGGUUUUGGGUUUGAAAUAUCUUAUGAAUGUUCCAACUUACUGUAUAUGUUUUUUGCCGGUACUUUAGCCAUUGUUAUAUGGAAGUGCUAAUAUUGAGAUAGGUACCUUAUUUUGGUACAAACAUAUUUAUACAUACUAUAUUUACCUUAUAUGCUUCCGAUUUAUAAUAAAAAUAGUAUUUAAUUCCAAAG
Molecule: messenger RNA, 608 nt
Organism: Diabrotica virgifera virgifera (western corn rootworm)
Lineage: Eukaryota; Metazoa; Arthropoda; Insecta; Coleoptera; Chrysomelidae
Product: dynein axonemal light chain 4
Exons: 3
Coding region: 193-507 (104 amino acids)
Biological process (GO): microtubule-based process
Cellular component (GO): dynein complex
Molecular function (GO): dynein light intermediate chain binding; dynein intermediate chain binding
Source: RefSeq, a predicted model, not a curated record